GAGGCAAUAUCGUCUACCCUCUCAAUGAUGAGGCCCCGCGCGCAGGGCCUGACCUUCCGUGCCGUGCGCUCUUGCGCACACAGCUGCCAAACAAACCAGGCCUUACAUCAUACUAUUCUGUAAACCUGGCGCCCUUGUUGUUCAACCCGGUUCAGUUGCAUAUUCGCUUACAAUCGAAGCGGCAAUCCAGCAGUCGCCAAACUCGCCAUCCGCGGUGCCAAGACGUCACGUUUGGAGCGUCGCUGUUCCGCAAAGCAGAGGAGAGCUAAUCAUAGAAAAUUGUGGCGCAUGAUCAGGAGACAACCACCCCAUCCGGCUGAGAAGCUGCGAGUGGGGGCUGCAGUUGAGCGCGCGUGGCUGGCUGUUGGCGCGCGACGCGGCUGGGAGCGGGCAGUUGCGUGCGACACCGGCUGGUAUACAAGAUGCGUGCCGCUGCACGAGGGUGUGCGAUGGGACAGUGUCAAGGCAGGUUGGUGAAGUCCCGUAGGGAGCAGCUGAUUCCCAGACCCCAGAAGAUGGUAAACAGCUGGCUGGUGCACGAGGCGUCACGAGGGUGCAAGGCUCAAGGCUCAAGAUUGUGACGCGGGAAAAUUAAAUGACUAUCCGUUAGUCCGUUACAGCAAAAGCAGUGCAUCACUACGACACGUUCAUGGCACCGCGCCUGCACCCGCCCCGGCGAGCAGCGGCUUGAGAGCCGCCUUGCAGCGCGCGCUCCCCACCCUUGUGCUCCAGCUCACCGCGCAGACCCUGCCCCGCAUCGAUGCGCGACACCGCCAACUCCACGCGCCCCUGCCCCGCAGCCGCCAGGCUAGCCAGGCCCGCUGCGGCCGCCAUCAGCCUUCUAAUGCUAGCUGGGCCGUUGCUGCUGCUGCGGCUGUGCUGGCGGCAGCACCUCCUGCGCCUGCUGCUGCUGCGGCGGCGGCAGCGGCAGCUGCGCACUGUUGUCCUCCUCAAACUCCUUUGUAUAUAUUACAGGACAGCUCCCACUCACUCCCAACUAUCCCGUGUACGGCGGCCGCCCCGCCCAGGGGCGACGAUUCCUUGACUAUUGGGACCUUUAACGUUGGGCUCAUAUGUAGCACCCGCCCCCCCCCCUCCCCGCCAGUCGAGGGUCGCCGAUUCGCAGUCAGGUACCGUGUAACCAGGAGCUGGCGUUUGUACGGAGAGGCAUUUAGGAAGCUGCCAGACUGUAGUGACGCGCACGUACGCUAUUGAGUUAAGUCGGGUACGGGUACGACUGUGCGCGAAUUUGGGGGGUUGGGGCGGUCGGCUGAGCCGGGCUGAGAAGUUGCACAUGCAUGCAGUAUGAAUAUGGCCAGAUGUGGCUACAGCGGGGGCGUCGGUAGAAGGACUUGUUAACUAGCCAGGGACUGUUUGCGGCGCUGUCGUGGAGUUGUGAAGGUUUUACCCGCCGCAGUGGGGAGCUACUGGUUGCCGGCGGUUGGCACGCAUCACGACUGGGACUCCGCGAACUGCGGGUCGUACGCACUGCCGCCAGAGCAAACCUGCAAUUGGUUCUUGUGCCAAGUAUUGUUGGACUGACUCUCUUUGCGGGGGCGGUCACACACUCACACCGCACGCUCACACCGGCAGUCCGGCACCAGCUCCAGGGAUGACGGGGCAAUGGCGGCUUCCAAGGUGGCUUUCCGCGCCCCACCACUGUGGAUGUUGCUAUGUGGACGAUGGCGGUAUCAGAGGAGGGGAUAGAUCCGGGUUGGAAAUGCAGGGACCAUCGGGCGGGCGGUCAGGCGGCCAGCGGCUAGACACCAGCAGCCUACUUGAUGACAGCCCUGUUAGCGUGCGGGACCCA
Molecule: messenger RNA, 1810 nt
Organism: Chlamydomonas reinhardtii
Lineage: Eukaryota; Viridiplantae; Chlorophyta; Chlorophyceae; Chlamydomonadales; Chlamydomonadaceae
Exons: 2
Coding region: 289-477 (62 amino acids)
Source: RefSeq, a predicted model, not a curated record